This is a messenger RNA of Hydra vulgaris (swiftwater hydra), 1171 nucleotides long. Its product is annotated as vacuolar protein sorting-associated protein 37. Lineage: Eukaryota; Metazoa; Cnidaria; Hydrozoa; Anthoathecata; Hydridae. Gene Ontology annotation, biological process: protein targeting to vacuole; protein targeting to membrane; ubiquitin-dependent protein catabolic process via the multivesicular body sorting pathway. Gene Ontology annotation, cellular component: ESCRT I complex. The record is from RefSeq and is a predicted model, not a curated record.
UCAUUUUAUUUGAAGCAAAGAAAAGGAGAGCAAAUGUAAACAUUGAAAAAUACUCAGAGCUUUUUGGUUUACUUUAUAUUUAAAUUUUUGGUUUUUGGUUUAUGUUUAUACGUAUUUAUACGUGUAGAUUACACGUAUUAACAGAUUGUAAAAAGACAUAUUUAAAGAAAUGGCAUUGCCUUUUCAGUAUCCUGAAUUUAAAGAAAUGCCAAUGCCACAGCCUUUUUACCCAUCAGUCAGCAAUGGUAAUAUGCAUUCAAAUACUUAUAUGUAUGAGCAGACAUCUUAUAUGAUACAGUCGUCGUUGGCAACUGAAGAAAGUAAUGAUAUGGAAGAAAUAGUUAAAAAUUUAAUGAUUUUAAUGAAUAAUGCCACCAAAGAAGAAUUACAACAAGUUUUAGAUAAUGAAGAUAAAGUAAAUGAGCUUAUUCAAGAUGCUGAACAGACAAAGAAAUUAAGAAGAAAACUUAAAGAUUUAUUACAGCUGAACAAAGACCUUGCUGUUACAAACACAUCCAUGCAACCAGAGUUUGAAAUAACGAAGGAGAAUUUGUUAUCUUUGGUCAAAGAACAAAAAGAAUUAAGAGACAAAUAUGACUUCAUUUAUCAAAAAAUAGCUUCUAAAUUAUCUCUUGAUAGCACUCUCUCAAUAUUGCAUGCAGCAACAGCUGAAAAAGAGUCUGAAUCUGAGGAAACAUCUUCAGCAUUGCUGAAUAAGAAUAUAAAUGUUGAUGAAUUUAUCGAACAGUUUAUUCCGAAACGUAAACAUUAUCAUUUGCGAAAAAUUAAAGCUGAAAAACUUUCACAAAUUCUUCAAAAAAGAUCAAACAGAUCAUUUCCUGUGCCCCCACCUCGCCUAUUUGUAAAUAACGGUUAUGGAGGUUAUUAAACUUUUUUUUUUUAUUGUGAUGGCAUUAUAUAUUUUUGCUGCAAACUUGGUAGCAACCUUAAAUAUAACAUAAACCGUUUGCAAGUAGAAGUUGUGGUGUUUUAAAAAUUAUUUUAUUUGAAUUUUGUAUGCAUAAUAUGUUAUUUCAUAAGUGUAUGUUUAUUUAUUAAAUAAACAUAGUUUUAUAAGAAUUUAUUGUUAUGUGACUUAAUAAAUUUUUUUUUUUUUAAUACAACUUUUUUUUAAUUUUAUGUUAAAGAUUAUUUUAUGUUUUAUGCUUCA